AUGUCGUCUGUCGCACCGGAAGAUACGUCGGUGCCAAAUCCGAGCGUCACAAAUGAACAAGUAGCUGGAACUCCUAAUGAGUACAAUGUAAAUGGACAAUUUCCAAGGGUUUCAAUGCAGCAAAGCUCAGAAUUUGAAACUGCUCAUACUCAGUCAACGAAUGAUCAUUCUGUUUUAGCUGGGAAAUCUGCCGGAUCUAAUUUACAGGAAGAAGGAAGUAUUUUCAACGAACCUGGUGAGAAGGAUGAAUUGACUGUAAUGGAGAAAGAGGCUGACAUGCAAGUUAAGACAAAAAAAAAGAAAGAUCUAACCUUUGUUGCAAUUUGUUGUGUUAUGGUUGCGUUUGGUGGUUUUAUUUUUGGUUGGGAUACUGGUACCAUCUCUGGUUUCAUCAGACAAACAGAUUUCAUUAGAAGGUUCGGACAAACAAGAUCUGAUGGAACAUCAUAUUUAUCAAAUGUCAGAACUGGUUUAGUUGUCUCCAUUUUCAAUAUUGGCUGUGCCAUUGGUGGUAUUGUUCUAACAAAAGUGGGUGAUGUCUAUGGUCGUAAGAUUGGUUUGUAUUUUGUUGUGACAGUAUACAUAAUUGGUAUUAUUAUACAAAUUGCAUCCAUUAACAAGUGGUACCAAUAUUUUAUUGGUAGAAUUAUCUCUGGUCUUGGAGUUGGUGGUAUUGCUGUUCUUUCUCCAAUGUUAAUUUCUGAGGUGUCUCCCAAACAAUUAAGAGGUACACUAGUUUCCUGUUACCAAUUAAUGAUUACGGCUGGAAUAUUCUUAGGUUACUGUACAAAUUUUGGUACUAAAAACUAUUCCAAUUCAGUGCAAUGGAGAGUGCCACUAGGUUUAAGUUUUGCCUGGGCAUUAUUUAUGAUAAUUGGUACUUCAUUUGUACCUGAAUCACCUCGUUUCUUGGUAGAAACCGGUAGAAUCGAGGAAGCUAAACGAGCUUUAGCCAAAACUAAUAAGACAAGCCCUGAUUCAAGUUUUGUUUUGGUUGAGUUGGAAAAAUAUGAAGCUGCUAUUGAAGCUGAAACAGUUGCUGGGAAAGCUGGAUGGUCUGAAUUGGUCACAGGUAAACCUCAAAUGUUCAGAAGAACUAUCAUCGGAAUGAUGAUUCAAUCUUUACAACAGUUGACUGGUGCAAAUUAUUUUUUCUACUAUGGUACUACAAUCUUUCAAGCAGUGGGAUUGAGUGACUCUUUUGAAACAGCAAUCGUUUUAGGUAUUGUUAACUUUGCCUCGACCUUUGUUGCCCUUUACGUCGUUGACCGUUAUGGUCGUCGUAAUUGUCUAUUAUGGGGUUGUGUAGGUAUGGUAUGUUGCUAUGUAGUUUACGCAAGUGUCGGAGUAACAAGAUUAUAUCCAAAUGGGCAAAGUCAGCCCACGUCUCAAGGUGCUGGUAAUUGUAUGAUUGUAUUUGCAUGUUUCUUCAUCUUUUGCUUUGCAACUACAUGGGCUCCAAUUGCCUAUGUUAUCGUUUCUGAAACAUAUCCUUUAAGAAUUAGAGGUAAGGCUAUAUCAAUUGCAAAUGCAUGUAAUUGGAUAUGGGGUUUUCUAAUUUCAUUUUUUACACCAUUUAUAACAUCUGCCAUUAACUUUUACUACGGUUAUGUGUUUAUGGGCUGUAUGGUUUUUGCUUACUUCUUUGUUUUCUUUAUCGUUCCAGAAACUAAAGGUUUAACUUUAGAAGAAGUUAAUGAAAUGUAUGAGGAAAACGUCCUCCCAUGGAAGUCGUCGGCAUGGAUUCCACCAUCAAGGAGAGAUGCAAAUUAUAAUGUCGACCAAUUAAAGGAAGACAAGAGACCAUGGUAUAAAAGAAUGCCAGGUCAAAACAAGGAUAAGGAUAGAGAUGCAAAAGGAGAAGUAGGCCAAGAAAGGGACACCAAAUCUCCUUGGUAUAAAAAAUUUUCUAAAAAGACAAGUGAAGUCUGA
Tetrapisispora phaffii CBS 4417 is the source of this 1932-nucleotide messenger RNA. Its product is annotated as sugar porter family MFS transporter. The record is from RefSeq and is a predicted model, not a curated record. NCBI's taxonomy places the organism in Eukaryota, Fungi, Ascomycota, Saccharomycetes, Saccharomycetales, Saccharomycetaceae. Bases 1 to 1932 code for a protein of 643 amino acids. Gene Ontology annotation, biological process: carbohydrate transport; transmembrane transport. The transcript has a single exon. Gene Ontology annotation, cellular component: plasma membrane. Gene Ontology annotation, molecular function: carbohydrate:proton symporter activity.